Molecule: messenger RNA, 306 nt
Organism: Strongylus vulgaris
Lineage: Eukaryota; Metazoa; Nematoda; Chromadorea; Rhabditida; Strongylidae
Source: the annotation of a GenBank genome assembly
AUGGCAAACUCAUCAUUCGUGGUGAAAAGGUUCCAUCAGAACGCUGAAGGCGUUGGAUUUUUUGUACACCCAUCUGUUGUCCAUCUUGUCGAUUCGCAUGAGAUCCUAACACCUCGCCUUGCUAUCCUUCGACUCCGUCUUCUGCAUCAGAAAACCAUUAUCAUCAUCUGCUAUUCUCCAACAUCAGCAGCUGAUGAUUCGGAACUUGGUGCUUUUUAUGAGGGUUGGGAGGAAGUCAUCCGCCAAGAAAACUCCUAUAAGUUCGUCGUGUAUGACUUCAAUGCGAAAAUCGGGAUGCCAGAAUAA